AUGAUGGGUAAAUUUCGGCCCUCUCGUCUUUCUUAUGACGAAAGUGACUCGGAGAGCGACUCCCUCGAGACGAAUCCACCGAGUACUCCUCGUUGCAGAGAACUGCCACUUCCUCAAUCAUCUUUAACCCAGCCGAAGAAGGUUUCAAUUGAGGAGUGGCGGAACAGUGUGAUAGAAGGGGGCGACGAGAUACGGGAAGUUGAAGUCCAGGAUGCGCAAGAGUGGGAGGAACCCUCCAGUUUUUAAUUGCUCUCUUUAUAGCUCGAGCACCUAUAUAUACCUGUGUGUAUAGUAUUGAGAU
Laccaria bicolor S238N-H82 is the source of this 301-nucleotide messenger RNA. RefSeq lists its product as uncharacterized. The transcript has a single exon. The coding region runs from base 1 to 246 and encodes 81 amino acids. Lineage: Eukaryota; Fungi; Basidiomycota; Agaricomycetes; Agaricales; Hydnangiaceae. The record is from RefSeq and is a predicted model, not a curated record.